GCAGUUCAAGGUCAUUGAAUAUUUUUAAAAAGUGGGGGCACUGACUGAAAAUGCGCUUAAAUGUAAAUAGUAAAUGCAUUAAGCCGCGUCGGCUUUUUGACAAUAGAGCGCACUUGAUGUUUACGCACUAAAGGCUGGAAGUGUGCAAAAAGUAUUUGUAUUUCUUUAGAUAAAUUGACACUAAUUUUGUAUUUUAAAUGUAAAUGUUGAUGCGAGUGUAAACAGACAAAAACAGAAUAACGCAACCUCUCUUUUCUCGUAUGGUUAUACUAUAUAUUGCAAUCAGCUGAUUCUCCCAUUUCUCCUAUCAUACAGUCUCAUUGUAUUGACGUCGUCAUUGAAAUGAAUGGACUUGUCACAAAGUCGAUUGGAGUCGAUUAGCAGUCUGUGCCUGUAUUUAGAAAAUAGAUAAGACAGUAUGUUAUGAUGUAUAGCGUAUCAGUUAUAAAACAGUUUAUUGUGCAUAAUUGAGUUGAUGUAUCUAACAAUAAGUGAAAAUAUAAUUACUAUAAUAUAUGUUUACCAUUAUCUGAACUAAUGGCAGACAAUGAGUUAAUAGAAGCUAAUCCUCGAAGUUGGAUCUGGAAUUGGUUCAGCUGGUCUGGGAAUUCUACAGCAAUGCUGAGAGCAGCUGAAAAGAAAAUACUUUCACAUUUGAAAAGUGCUUAUCGGGGAUUAUACGUCGAUAUAGGAGCUUGUGUUGGUACAUCAGAUAAAAUUUGGACGAUUUCAUUGAAUGAAAAAUCUCCUAAAACACCUAUCGUACUUCUCCAUGGACUAGGAGCUGGAGUAGCAUUAUGGUGCCUUAAUCUUGAUAGUCUGUCACAAGAAAGACCAGUUUAUGCAAUAGAUCUCUUAGGAUUUGGCAGAAGUAGUAGACCAAAUUUUAGUAACGAUGCUCAAAAAUCUGAAGCUCAGCUUAUACGUUCCGUUGAAGAAUGGAGAAGAGAAAUGGAGUUAGACAAAUUUGUUUUAUUGGGACAUUCUAUGGGAGGUUUUCUUGCGGCUUCAUACGCAAUACAAUACCCCAAUCGAGUACAGCAUCUUAUUCUUGCCGAUCCCUGGGGAUUCCCAGAAAAACCAGCGGAUGCAAAUACGAGAUAUAAUAUACCUUUAUGGGUGAAAGCUAUCGCUUUUAUGGUACAACCACUUAAUCCUCUUUGGGCAGUACGGGUUGCUGGUCCUUUUGGUCAGUGGCUUAUAGAAACUACGCGACCGGAUAUUGUAAAGAAAUAUGUGCCAGUUCUUAAAGAUGACGCGAAUAUAAUUUUCCAGUAUCUCCAUCAAUGUAAUACUCAAACUCCCUCUGGAGAAAGUGCAUUUCAUGCUAUGAUGGAAGGCUUUGGUUGGGCAAAAAAUCCAAUGAUUAAUCGAAUUGAUCAAAUAGAUGAUGAAGUACCAAUUACAAUGAUUUAUGGCAGCCGGUCGUGGGUCGAUAACUCUGCAGGAGAAACAAUUAAGCAAAAACGAGCUAAUUCUUAUGUUAAUAUUCAGGUCAUAUCAGGAGCUGGUCACCAUGUUUAUGCCGACAAAAGUGAAAUUUUUAACAAACAUGUUCUUGAAGCUUGUGCUUUGAGUGAUAGUUUUCCUAAACUUACUUCAAAACACGUCAAACAAACUUCCAGAAUUUUACCUCGUAAGCUUCCUCCAUUACCAAUUGACUCGACAGAUUCAAAAUCAGAAAAUGAAGAUGAUAGUCAGGAAGAAACAUUCCCCGAAGAAACGCCAACUGAUAUGGAACCUAAGACAUUGCAAUCGAAAUCAACUUAAUUUGAAAAAUAUUUUAAUAGGAUAAAAUUAUUUAAAUCAAUUAAUAAUAUUUCGGAUUAUAUUUAUAAUAGCUCACUAUUAAAUAAAAUAUAAAUAUUUCUCUACACGUGGUGAGAUUUUAAGGUGAAUAAUUAUUUUGUGUUAAUUGUG
This is a messenger RNA of Microplitis demolitor, 1920 nucleotides long. RefSeq names its product (Lyso)-N-acylphosphatidylethanolamine lipase (gene puml). The record is from RefSeq and is a predicted model, not a curated record. Lineage: Eukaryota; Metazoa; Arthropoda; Insecta; Hymenoptera; Braconidae. The transcript has 7 exons. Bases 538 to 1770 code for a protein of 410 amino acids. Gene Ontology annotation, cellular component: lipid droplet.